CGUUGGAAUUCAAGACCUGCAGAUGAUGAUGAUGAUGAUGAUGAUGAUGAUGAUGAUGAUGAUGAUGAUGUGAGAUGUACAAGUAUGUCCGAAAGCAGGAUGAAGGCAGAGUACGAGGAGGUAGAGAAGACAGAAGAGGGUUCACUGUACGUGUUCCCCGAGGAGGCGAGUCGUGUACCCGCAUUAAAUCCACCAGCAACGAGGCUGCCCGCAAUAAUGACGUCAACUUUGUCAUGGGUAAAGGACGUUGUCGAUUCGGAAGAAAGUGGCGACCUGGUAAAAGGCCGACGUUACGCACCGUCACUGGUGCUAAGAACCCACGCCAGGUCAGCAAGCCACGCUGGAGUUUUAGCGCCUUCGGCAACAGCUUGCCAACAGUCAAUGAAUCUGUCGGGUCCAUUGCCAAAUAUACCAGUGACCUCAUCAGUAACGGGAGCAAUGCGCCCGUCGGCGCUGAAGAAACCCGGGCAUCAGAGAGCAUUCUCACAGGGUCAAGUAGUUGAUAUUAAAAAUCAGUCCUCGGAGGUGACGGGGCACAGUAGAGUUGGCUCGAAAACAGACUUUAUAUUGCCUCCGGGACAUCGCGAUGAACCAAGAUCAGCAUCAAUUGGGGUCGGUGGCAAUGCUGCUACUAAGACACCAUCUUUUCGGGGUCACGCGAGACAAGCUUCUAGAUCAGAGUCUAUUUAUACGAUAAGACGAUCCGCUGCUCCACCUUUGUGGAGGCGAAUAUGUGCCCAUUGUUUUGGUUCUUUUAAUUCACAAGAAGAAUCCCGACUGAGAACUAUUGUGCCUAAUCACCUUGUACCAGUAAAAACCCCAUUAGAUCAGCAUCCUAAUGGUGCUCGUGUUGAUAAUAGGGUACGAACAACUAAGUAUACAUUGCUAUCUUUCUUGCCACGCAAUCUACUGGAGCAAUUCCAUCGGGUUGCUAAUUUGUAUUUCAUUUUUAUUGUAUUAUUAAACUGGGUACCGGCUAUUAAUGCAUUUGGAAAAGAGAUAGCCAUGAUCCCGGUUUUAUUUGUUUUGGGUGUCACGGCAGUAAAAGACUUUUUUGAAGACCGUCGGAGAUUAGCCAGCGAUCGACGAGUUAACAAUUCAAUGUGUCGUGUAUACCUUAGUGAAGUUGACCGAUAUGCCAAGGUAGCCUGGAAAGACAUCAAAGUUGGAGAUAUUGUCCAUUUAUCAAACAAUGAAGUUGUACCGGCAGACAUUCUCUUACUUAGGAGCAGUGAUCCUCAAGGAUUUGCCUUUUUGGACACUUGUAAUCUUGACGGAGAGACAAAUCUUAAGCAACGUCAAGUAGUCCACUACGUUGAAGGUAUUGUCGUUUAUGCAGGUCAUGAGACUAAAGCAAUGCUGAACAACGGAGGACCGAGGUACAAACGAUCGCGACUAGAAAGAAAAAUGAAUACAGAUAUCAUAUGGUGUGUUGUAAUUCUUUUGCUGCUGUGUGUCAUCGGAGCAGUUGGCUGUCGAGUUUGGCUAUCAAUAAUCAGCAGUGACGUGGCUUCAACAAUGUCAAUACCAUUUUUAUCAAUAUCCCGGAGUUCUAUUUUUGAAGGAAUAAUAUCUUUUGGUACUUUUAUCAUUAUAUUACAAGUAAUGAUACCUUUAAGUUUGUACGUAACAAUGGAAAUGGCUAAAGUCGGUCAAGUUUAUCAUAUCGGACAUGACGUUGGGCUUUUUGAUGAAGAAACCCAACAAAAAACUGAAUGCAGAGCUUUGAAUAUAACCGAAGAAUUAGGACAAAUUCAAUAUGUAUUUUCCGAUAAAACAGGAACACUUACAGAAAAUAAAAUGAUAUUUAGACGAUGUACAAUAGGUGACGGGUAUGAUUACCACCACGAUGGGGAGGAUGAAAAUAUUUUAGUGUAUGAAGAAGUUAAGUAUGAUAGUACUAAUUCGCUAUCGAAUACCGAUGCUCAAACAAUUUAUGGCUAUCAAGCGGAUUUACAGCCACGUAUUUACGAGGCUGAAAGUCCUGAUGAGUUAGCGCUCGUUCAUGCAGCAAAAGCUUAUAAUAUUAAAUUGAUAAACAGAACGUGUAAGAGCGUUGUUAUAUCACUGCCAAAUAAAUCAACACUUACGUAUGAAAUCUUGCACGUAUUGCCGUUUGAUUCAACGAGAAAGUGUAUGUCUAUUGUUGUACGUCAUCCUCUUACAAAUCAAAUAUUGUUGUACACCAAGGGAGCUGAUUCAACGGUAUUGUCAUCACUGGCUGAAGGUGUUGAAGCUAAUGACGAGGAAUCGUCGGCAAGUGUUGUUAAAAUACGACAACAAUUAUAUACGUACGGUCGUCAAGGUUUAAGAACCCUUGCGAUGGGCAAACGAGUGCUCACUGAAAGUGAAUUCGAUUUGUGGAAACAGAAAUAUGUGGAAGCUGAAUUGUCGGCCAGUGAGAAUAGGGAAAAAAAAAUACCCAUUCAUAUGAGCGAAGAUGAUGUUCCAGAGCAGCAACAAAAAAGAGCUCUGGUGGUCGACGGAAAGACUCUGACGUUUAUUUUAGAUCCUAGGUCAGGACUCACGGCUCCGUUUUUGGAGCUUACGCAAUUCUGCUCCAGUGUACUGGCUUGUCGCGCCACACCGCUGCAGAAAGCUUACAUAGUUAAAAUUGUUAAGGAAAAAUUGUCUGUUAGAACAUUAGCGAUAGGUGACGGUGCCAAUGAUGUGAGUAUGAUCCAGACAGCAGAUGUUGGUGUCGGAAUAUCGGGGAGAGAAGGAACACAAGCCGUGAUGGCUUCCGAUUUUGCCAUUGCGAGAUUUCCUAUGCUCACGCGAUUACUUCUUCUACACGGACACUGGUGUUACGACAGACUUGCACGAAUGAUCCUUUAUUUUUUCUACAAAAAUGCAAUGUUUGUCUUUCUUAUUUUUUGGUAUCAAAUGUACUGUGGCUUCUCCGGCGCAGUAAUGAUUGAUCAAGUGUACCUGAUGCUUUAUAAUUUAUUAUUUACCUCACUGCCUCCUUUGGCGAUUGGAGUUUACGACAGAAUAGCUCCUGCUAAUAUUUUAUUAUCAUACCCAGAGCUUUACGCUCGAGGAAGACUUGGACUUAUUUAUAAAUCUUAUUCAUUUUGGUAUACAACCGCCGAUGCAUUUUAUCAGAGUAUUGUUAUCUUUUUUGUAGCGGAAGCGGCUUAUCAUGACUCUGAAGUGGAUAUCUGGGAGUUUGGAUUAACAAUAACUACCUCUUGCAUAAUUGUUAUGCUUAUUCAAGCGUCCUUAGAAUUCAAAUCUUGGACAAUCAUACAUGUCGCCACAAUCGUAGGUUCUUUCGGAAUUUUUUUCGGAUUUGCUCUUAUAUACAAUAUUGCCUUUAAAAAUCUAAUGGGCUUACCUGGCUCGUACUGGAUAAUGCCAAAAGCUCUUACACGUCAUACGUAUUGGUUAACAGUGAUACUUACUGCAGUACUUGCUAUUUUACCAAGGUUUCUGUACAUAAUAUUAAAAAAUACAAUCGCUCCGGACGUGAUACUUCGAGCAAAGCUUCAAUCUAGAAUGAAGCAUGAUAUCACAACGACUACAACGAUGCUUACAUCGGCUACUAUGACUACUCAGAGUAAUCACAGUCGUCUUUCGGAAGCGAACGGUAUCCUUGCGAGUGGUUCACGUUCUUCGCAAAAUACAACUCCAAAAACCGAAGUUAGACCUGAAAUAAAUAAUCCACUAACCACUAUUGUCGCAUAG
Molecule: messenger RNA, 3690 nt
Organism: Cotesia congregata
Lineage: Eukaryota; Metazoa; Arthropoda; Insecta; Hymenoptera; Braconidae
Source: the annotation of a GenBank genome assembly